Messenger RNA from Sarcophilus harrisii (Tasmanian devil), 1740 nucleotides. It is a transcript of the gene RBPJ, whose product is annotated as recombination signal binding protein for immunoglobulin kappa J region. Lineage: Eukaryota; Metazoa; Chordata; Mammalia; Dasyuromorphia; Dasyuridae. Gene Ontology annotation, cellular component: MAML1-RBP-Jkappa- ICN1 complex; nucleus. Gene Ontology annotation, molecular function: DNA-binding transcription activator activity, RNA polymerase II-specific; RNA polymerase II cis-regulatory region sequence-specific DNA binding. Bases 247 to 1707 code for a protein of 486 amino acids. Gene Ontology annotation, biological process: regulation of transcription by RNA polymerase II; Notch signaling pathway. The record is from RefSeq and is a predicted model, not a curated record. The transcript has 12 exons.
GGAGGCGGCGGCCGCGGCGGGGAUCUCGCGAGGCUUGGAGUUUUGGCGAGAGUUUGUGGAAGAUGGCGCCUGUUGUGACAGGUUAUUGAAAUUUUGUAUGAGACUGACAUUGAAAUGGAAGCAUUAUAGUUCUUCGGAGCCAUUAUGAUCUCCAGGGGAAAGGAGAAUGAUACACUGGCUGAGGUGUUUUGAGGUGCAUCGAAGUGUGCCGAGCCGUGGCUCACCUUAACAUGUUCUUGAAGUACCAUGGCGUGGAUUAAAAGGAAAUUCGGUGAACGGCCUCAACCUAAACGCCUCACUAGGGAAGCAAUGAGAAACUAUCUAAAGGAGCGAGGUGAUCAAACCGUACUAAUCCUCCAUGCAAAAGUUGCACAGAAGUCUUAUGGAAAUGAAAAAAGGUUUUUCUGUCCUCCUCCUUGUGUAUAUCUUAUGGGCAGUGGAUGGAAGAAAAAAAAAGAGCAAAUGGAACGUGAUGGUUCUUCUGAACAAGAAUCUCAGCCAUGUGCAUUUAUUGGAAUAGGAAAUAGUGACCAAGAAAUGCAGCAGUUGAACUUGGAAGGAAAGAAUUAUUGCACAGCCAAAACACUGUAUAUAUCUGACUCAGACAAGCGAAAACAUUUCAUGUUAUCUGUAAAAAUGUUCUAUGGCAACAGUGACGACAUUGGUGUGUUCCUCAGUAAACGGAUCAAAGUCAUCUCCAAACCUUCUAAAAAGAAACAAUCAUUGAAAAAUGCUGACUUGUGCAUAGCUUCAGGAACAAAAGUGGCAUUAUUUAAUCGGCUUCGAUCCCAGACAGUCAGCACCAGAUAUUUACAUGUAGAAGGAGGGAAUUUCCAUGCCAGCUCACAACAGUGGGGAGCAUUUUAUAUUCAUCUCUUGGAUGAUGAUGAAUCAGAAGGAGAAGAAUUCACAGUGAGAGACGGCUAUAUCCAUUAUGGACAGACUGUCAAACUUGUGUGUUCAGUUACAGGCAUGGCACUCCCAAGAUUGAUAAUUCGAAAAGUUGAUAAACAGACCGCAUUACUAGAUGCAGAUGAUCCAGUGUCCCAGCUACAUAAAUGUGCAUUUUAUCUUAAGGAUACAGAAAGAAUGUAUUUGUGCCUUUCCCAAGAGAGAAUAAUCCAAUUUCAAGCCACUCCAUGCCCCAAAGAACCAAAUAAAGAGAUGAUAAAUGAUGGAGCUUCCUGGACAAUCAUUAGUACAGAUAAGGCGGAAUAUACAUUCUAUGAGGGUAUGGGACCUGUCCAUGCUCCAGUAACACCUGUGCCUGUUGUAGAAAGUCUUCAGUUGAACGGUGGUGGAGAUGUAGCAAUGCUAGAACUCACAGGACAGAAUUUCACUCCAAAUUUACGUGUCUGGUUUGGGGAUGUCGAAGCCGAAACUAUGUACAGAUGUGCAGAGAGCAUGCUGUGUGUCGUCCCAGACAUUUCUGCAUUCCGAGAAGGCUGGAGGUGGGUUCGUCAGCCAGUGCAGGUCCCAGUAACUUUGGUUCGUAAUGAUGGGAUAAUCUAUUCCACCAGCCUGACCUUUACAUACACGCCGGAACCAGGGCCACGGCCACACUGCAGCGCGGCCGGAGCGAUCCUUCGAGCCAAUUCGAGCCUGAUGGCCUCUAACGAACCAAACACAAACAGCGAGGGAGGUUACACAAGCGUCAGCACAAACCCAACCAACGUCACGUCGUCCGCAGCCACGGUGGUAUCCUAACUACCGCUGGGACCUAGGACCUGACUCUGCAGU